Xyrichtys novacula (pearly razorfish) is the source of this 1044-nucleotide messenger RNA. NCBI's taxonomy places the organism in Eukaryota, Metazoa, Chordata, Actinopteri, Labriformes, Labridae. The record is from the annotation of a GenBank genome assembly.
AUGCCGAUUGAACGUGUAGAUGUCGUGUCGCCAGUGUCUCUCUGCACUGAGACACUCAUUAAAGAAAAGCAGUCGACGCUUCUGACAAAGCUAGGGCUGGAGCACACCCAGCUGCAGCGGGAGCACUCCCAGCUCGUCCAGGAGCACUCAAAGCUCGUCCUUAAGCACUCAAAGCUGCUGACAGACUAUAAUAAGCUGUUGAAAGCAGACACGCUAAAGGACCGAGCCCCUUUUGAGCUCCAAAAUGAGAGAGAGUCUCUCAAAGAGAAAAAGAAAGAGUGCAACAUGUUAACUUCUCAGCUCCGUGAUGUGAAAGCUGAGUGUAGAAAACAUGAGCAAAGAUGGAAGGUGGCGGAGGAGAAGCUAAUGGAGGUGACGUCUGUCCUCAGUGAGUCUGUGAGAACCAACAGCAUCCUGGAGGACACCGUAAGAAAGCUGGACAGCAAAGUUAAAGGCUGUGAGGGACAAAUCAGGCAGUUAACAGAGCAGGUGGACUGCCUGAAAGCCUACCAGCUUCGUUUCGAAGGCGACCUAACAGAAUGUGUAGAGGUCAUUAACCACCCUGCCAUUCUGAGGAAAAAAAUCAUAGAAUUGAGAGUAUUUUACAUCAAGGACAACGUGGAGCCGUUGGAUGGGAUCGCUGCAGCUCAAAUCUGUACAGCCGAGAAACCUGAUUUGAGGAGAAAAAUAGGGGCCGGGCUGUGGAAGGAAACUCAGCGCGUGAAUCCGAUCAGAAUCUCGGACCGUGAGUAUGAACGCCUGUGGGAAAAUUUCUCAGAGUACAAAAAGGAACUGGAGGCAGCGAUGGGAAAGCCUCUAACCGCUGAGAAAGAGCGAGAAAUCUGGCUGGAUAUGACCACCAUGAUAUCCUCAUUUGUGCAGCCUGACACCAGCCCCCCCAUCCUCAAACCACAUCCACCUGCAAAUCCCAGAACCCCCAUCACAUCUAACAAAAGAACAGUCAAACCAAUGGCUACCAAUUCGAAGACGCCUUGGUGCUCCAAACCCCCCUUACCCCCCAUCAAAAAUGGUCAUGCCCACUAA